Messenger RNA from Trichomonas vaginalis G3, 459 nucleotides. RefSeq names its product glycine-rich protein family. The transcript has a single exon. NCBI's taxonomy places the organism in Eukaryota, Parabasalia, Trichomonadida, Trichomonadidae. The record is from RefSeq and is a predicted model, not a curated record.
UUGGUCAGAGCUGCUACACAAACAUCUGGGUACCAAAUUCUCCAAGGUGGGAAAGGACAAGACGGCCCUUCUACAGCCGGAAGCGGCGGUGGAGGAUAUUAUGGUGGGCUUGGGGGAUCGGUUUCUGUUGUAGGAGAUUCUGAAUUUACUUCGGGUGGUAGCGGUGGUAGCUCCUUUAUUAGCGGCCACCCAGGCUGUAUUGCAAUGAAUGCUCGAGGAAGCUCACUAGGAACCAGUAUGCAUCCUUCUGGAUUCUUCUUUGAAAAUACUGUAACAAUCCAGGGAAAUUCUGAAAUCCCAUCACCAACUUCAAUCAAUCGUGUUGAGGAUAUUGGACAUGUGGGAAAUGGUUAUGUACGUAUUACUGUUCUGGACUCUGCUUGCAUGAGAUCUUGCAAUAUUGCUGUUUUUAAUAUAAGAGGUUUUCUCUUCAUCCUUGAAUUUAUGUUCAUUAGCUAA